UCUGUUCCCGCGGGCUGCCUAGCGACAGCUCCCAAGUCUCGCGACAGCGGCGCAGAUCUCCUCUGCACAUUUUGAACUGCGUAGCGUCGGGGGCAUCUUGCGUCGAUGUGCGACCAGCAAACCCUCAACAUGGCAGACGUUCCAGCCCUUGACGAGGAGCCGAAGCAAGACGAGUCCACCGCGUCCGUCCCGUCCGAAACCGACGAGACGUCCCAGGAAGAGACUCCCAACGGGGUGAAGACGGAUGGGGAAGAAACUAAGGCCCCCAAAGAAAACCAGGAUGGUAAAGAGAAGUCUUCUGGGAGCAGAAGAGGAAACCGCUAUCAUCCCUACAAAGAAAAACAUAGUGGUGGAGAAAAGAAGGGUACUCAUAGGAACCGGGUGUUCAUCAGCAAUAUCCCCUAUGAUAUGAAGUGGCAGGCAAUUAAAGAUCUAAUGCGUGAGAAAGUUGGUGAGGUUACAUACGUGGAGCUCUUUAAGGAUGCAGAAGGAAAGUCAAGGGGUUGUGGUGUGGUGGAGUUCAAAGAUGAGGAGUUUGUGAAGAAGGCGAUAUUAACUAUGAAUAAGCAUGACCUGAAUGGAAGGCCACUCAACAUCAAGGAGGACCCUGAUGGGGAACAUGCCCGGCGUGUGCUGCAACGCAUGGGAGGUCAACAGGGAAGUCGUGGACAGGACAUGGGGCCCGGUGGGAUGAAUGUCCCACCGUCCAUCGCCAACAACCCCAACAUCCCACCUGAGGUCAUCCAUGGGCUGCAGGCCGGGCGGCUGGGCACCACAGUGUUUGUGGCCAACCUGGAUUUCAAGGUGGGCUGGAAGAAGUUGAAGGAGGUGUUUUGCAUGGCAGGUGUAGUGAAACGAGCAGAUGUAAAGGAGGAUAAAGAUGGAAAGAGCCGCGGGAUGGGAACAGUGACUUUUGAGCAAUCACUGGAGGCAGUGCAGGCCAUAUCCAUGUUCAAUGGACAGAUGCUUUUUGAUAGACAGAUGCACGUCAAAAUGGAUGAAAAAUCUCUCCCCCCUGAUGAUUUCUGUCAAGUCGAAAAAUCACCUCAAUUACCAAGGGGUCUAGGUGGUAUUGGCAUGGGACUGGGGCCAGGUGGGCAGCCAAUAAAUGCCACCCGCAUGAGUGGCAGAGAAGGCAUGGGCUCCAUGGGGCCUGGAGGUAUGGACACUUCAGGUUAUGGGGGGAUGAACAGAAUCGGAGGAGGAAUGAGUGGUGGCGGGGGCUUUGGGGGCAUGGAUAAUAUGGGCAACAUGGGCGGCUUUGGAGCGAGAGACAUGGCUCCAGUUGGCAGGAUGGGAGAUAUGUACCGAUCUGGGAUGGGUGGAAUGGAUCGAGACUUCAGCCACAGUGACAUGCCAGUGAAUCGAGGGUUUGGGGAUUCUUUUGGAGGAAUGGGUGGAGGUUUUGGAGGAGGCAUGGGCAGUGGUGGCAUGGGACACAUGGGAACUGGAUUAGGUGGUGGAAUGGGCAACAUGUCAAUGGACCGUAUGGGCUCUGGCUUUGACCGUAUGGGCAUGUCAGGAAUGGACAUGAACCGUGGCUUUGGUGGCUAUGGAGGCGGGGGGCCGAGCCACAUGGGCGGAGGGGGCAUGUCUGACAGAGGCUCUGGGUCCAAAGCAGGCUGUCAGAUCUUUGUGCGAAAUCUGUCCUAUGAUCUUACAUGGCAAAAGCUGAAAGAGAAGUUCAGUCACUGUGGCCAGGUGAUGUUCGCUGAGAUCAAGAUGGAGAACGGGAAGUCAAAGGGCUGUGGAACGGUGAGAUUCGACUCGGCAGAGAGCGCCGACAAGGCCUGCAGAAUGAUGAAUGGAACCAAGAUCAAUGGCCGAGAGGUUGAUGUGCGUAUCGAUCGCAACGCCUAGAGCUUUUGUAGAAGUCAUUCUAACACACUUCCACAUUCAGCCCUUUCGCCAAUGAGCUUUUGUUUUGUUUUAAAAACACAAUUACUUCAUAUCUCCAGCUGUCCACUGUUUCAAAUGUUUUUUUUUUUGUUUAUAUAUACACUAUAGCAGUUUUGUUUUGUAAACCCUUUUUAAUUUGUCAGGCAGUUUGUUUGAA
This is a messenger RNA of Paralichthys olivaceus (Japanese flounder), 2056 nucleotides long. It is a transcript of the gene myef2, whose product is annotated as myelin expression factor 2. Gene Ontology annotation, cellular component: nucleus; cytoplasm; ribonucleoprotein complex. NCBI's taxonomy places the organism in Eukaryota, Metazoa, Chordata, Actinopteri, Pleuronectiformes, Paralichthyidae. Gene Ontology annotation, molecular function: mRNA binding. The record is from RefSeq and is a predicted model, not a curated record.